Molecule: messenger RNA, 3787 nt
Organism: Dicrocoelium dendriticum
Lineage: Eukaryota; Metazoa; Platyhelminthes; Trematoda; Plagiorchiida; Dicrocoeliidae
Source: the annotation of a GenBank genome assembly
GCAUAAUUGGCGGGCGGUUUGCCGCCGCGAGAUUUGAAUUUCGGACGAUCGCCUCGUUUCUGAGAUGGCUGUGGACAUUGGGUUGUUGACCGUGUUGGAAAAGAGUAUUUCUCCAGUUCAAGUGGAGUUGGAGGCGGCCCAGCAUUUUCUAGAGAAAGCAGCCGAAGCAGAUCUUGUCGGUCUUUUACGCCAACUGAGCGAUGUUCUGGUUAAUCCAGAGUGUUCUCCGAUGGUUCGCAUGCAAGCUGGCCUGCAGUUGAAGAAUGCCUUAUACGCUAAAGAUUCUGAUCUGAAGGCUGCUUACCAACAGCGAUGGCUCCAGAUACCACCGGACACUCGUCUGCACAUUAAGAAGAAUUGUUUGACUGCUUUGGGGACAGAAACUACUGCUCACAGUUCUGCUGCCCAAUGUGUGGCAUAUCUUGCUUGUGCGGAAAUUCCGGCGAUGCAAUGGCCGGAACUCAUGGAUCGGUUGGUCGAAAAUGUCGUAAAUCAGACGAGUUCCGAAGCCUGUAAACAUUCUACACUGGAAGCGAUAGGUUACAUUUGUCAAGACAUCGACCCAAAUAUCCUCACCAACCAAUCGAACGCUAUCUUAACGGCAAUAGUUUGUGGUAUGAAGAAGGAGGAGCCCAGUGACAACGUCCGAUUAGCAGCUACUAAUGCGCUUCUCAAUUCAUUAGAGUUUACAAAACACAAUUUUGAUGUCGAUAAUGAACGGAAUUAUAUAAUGCAAGUCGUCUGCGAGUCGACACAGUCAACUAAUCCUCAGAUCCGUGUUGCCGCUCUUCAAUGCUUAGUAAAGAUCAUGUCACUUUACUACAAUUACAUGGAAACUUAUAUGAAACAAGCUCUGUUUGCCAUCACUUUGGACGCCAUGAAGGAUAGUAUCCCCGAGGUGGCAUUGCAAGGCAUUGAGUUUUGGUCGACAGUUUGUGACGAGGAGAUUGAUUUGGCAAUCGAAGCCGCUGAAUGUUUUGACAAGGGUCAGCCUCCUGCCAUUUCUAGCAUGUUUUAUGCUAAAGGGGCCCUCCAAUUCAUCACUCCCAUUCUAAUGGAAAUAUUAGCUCAUCAGGAUGAAGCAGCGGACGAUGAUGAAUGGAAUCCAAGCAAGGCCGCUGGAGUUUGCCUCAUGCUUUUAGCACAGUGCUGCGAAGAUGCUAUAGUUGAUUUGGUCAUUCCAUUCGUCAAAGAGAAUAUCAAAAAACCAGAUUGGCGUUAUCGGGACGCUGCAGUUAUGAGUUUCGGCAGUAUUCUCGAAGGUCCCAACCCAACAGCUCUCAAACCAUUGGUGGAGUCCGCGAUGCCCGUAAUUAUAGAGCUCCUCCGAGACGAGUCGGCUGCGGUGCGUGACACGGUAGCUUGGACGAUCGGCCGAGUUUGCGAAACAUUACCGGAAGUCGCACUGCAAGAGACGUAUCUGAUGCCACUUCUGACUGGGUUGGUAGAUGGACUAUCAUCAGAGCCGCGUGUCGCAGCUAACGUUUGUUGGGCCUUCUCCAGCCUAGCUGAAAGUGCAUAUGAUGUGGCCGCAGGCGAACCGGCAGACAAAACUGGCCCUUCAGGCGAACCGAGGACUUACGCAUUAUCUCGAUAUUUCAACGCCAUCGCUGAUCGACUUUUAGCGACCACUAGUCGACCAGAUGGUGGGCAACACAACUUGCGUAAUGCUGCUUACUCUGCUCUGAUGGCUUUGAUCCGAUCCGCCGCUCAGGAUUGCUACAGUGAGGUACAACGUGUUACGGUCGUGGUUUUGGAACGAUUAGAGUCCAUCAUAGGACUAGAGAGCCAAGUUGCCUCCACCCAUGACCGCGCUCAGUUUAAUGAUCUGCAGUCAUUGCUAUGCGGCACGUUGCAGUCUGUGCUUCGAAAAAUCAGCAAAGACGAUGCUCCAGCAAUCUCAGAUAAGGUCAUGUUGGCUCUGGUGUCCAUGUUCCGUUCCACCGGCGCGUCUUUGGCACAGGGAGGCGGAGACCAGCUUUUGGUCAAUGGCGAACAGAAGAGUGGCUUAUCCGGGGGAGUUCACGAAGACGCUCUGCUUGCCGUAUCCGCUUUGUUGGAGGCUGUUGGAGAGCUUUUUGUCAAAUACCUUGAUUUGUUCAUGCCGAUUCUCGUUGCUUGCUUGCGCAAUUUCCGAGAAACCCAAAUAUGCAUCAAUGCGGUUGGGCUGCUUGGAGAUCUCUUCCGUGUACUGAAAAAGCACAUGGUCCCGCACUGCAGUUACCUCUUCACUAUCCUAAUGGAAAUCCUACAGGACGUGAAUGCAAACAAGUCUCUGCGGCCUGCCAUCAUUUCUGUUUUCGGGGACCUGUCUCUUUCCCUUGAAGCGGAAUUUAUGGAUUAUCUUCCAGUUGUCAUGGACACCUUGAAACAAGCCACUCAAGCCGAAGUCAACGUGUCCGAUCCGGAUAUGGUUGAAUACUUAAACUCUCUUCGGAACAGUUGUCUCGAAGCAUACACAGGAAUAGUACAAGGAAUAAAAGAGAGCGGAUCUCGUCCCGGUGGAGCUUUGGAGUUCGUCGCAUGCCAUGUUACGCACAUUUUAUCUUUUAUUGAGCACAUCGGAGCGGACUCGAUCACGACGGAUGAGUUAAUUUGUGCGUCUUGUGGUCUAAUCGGCGAUCUGGUCUCGGUUUAUGGAGGCAGGAUCCUGCAACUUCUCGACGUAGACCCCAUCACCAACUUGCUUCAGAAAGGAAGACGUUCGAAAUCUUCGCGGACCAAGCACCUGGCCAUGUGGGCGACGAAGGAGAUACGUAAGCUCAAAAAUGUGGCACACAAUGCCACUGGAGCGAUGGCAUCUGCUGCAGCGAUAGCGCCCUCCGGCUGUUCCACUGCUCAAGUUUCCUAAGACCAGACAUCGCAUUAGACCUCCAACUUCCUUGUCCGGCGUAUUCUUCAGCCAAUGUACACACGCGUGCACAGCCCCUCCUGUCAUUGUCCGUCCAUCCCCGAGACACCUCAUCCACACCGAGUCGCGACCCUCUUUGUACUUAUCAACCUUUGCCCUUCUCUAUGAGAUUGUACGAUUUUUUACUUCGUUUUUUUCUAUCUAGAUUCGAUCAAAGCACUUUUGUCGUGACACAACUGGUGCUUCCUGUACAUUCUUGUUCAUCUAUUAUUCUCCAGACCAAACAUUUAUCUGUUGCCAGUAUGAUUCCUGCUCGUUAACCUCUUUCCAUCGCCUCUUCACAACAGUCCUUGCUUUUCCGUUGAUUCAUCAGUAUUUCACUGACGGACCUCCGGCACUUAGCACGCGAUUGUCUCCUGUUAGUUGAUUACACCCAGUCAUUGCGGUUAUCUCUGUAUGAUGAUGAAUAACGACAGUUAAACAACGGUGUUCGGUUAUCGGUUUGUUCGCUUUUGUGUAUUCAUCCUUCCGCUCCCGAUAACCAGCUGUUUAUCCUCACCCCUCCAUGGGUUUAGCUUAUCCGCAAAGAUUUGGACGGCCUUGCGAUUCUCAUGUUGCUCCUAGACAUACCACGCUGCGACUUCACUCCAGCUGUGAAUAGCCUGACUUGUAAUGGAAUCAAUUCCUGCAGCUAUACUGCUGAAACAUCAACGUUUCUUUGCGUAGAAAUCGUUUUACUGGUGAAAAUAUUUGCGAGAAAGUCACUAUUACAAUUUAUUCGUCCAGUCUCUUCGUCAACUGUUGUUCCCUGAUGCUGCUGGCUUUCGUUUCUCUGCGCUCGAAGCUAGUGCUCCGCUCUUUCGCGGAGUAACAACAGACAACCGUUUUAAUGUGCGUUGGAAAUAGUCUGAUGAUCUAACGCUUGUAAUUCCACUA